Molecule: messenger RNA, 4421 nt
Organism: Magnolia sinica
Lineage: Eukaryota; Viridiplantae; Streptophyta; Magnoliopsida; Magnoliales; Magnoliaceae
Product: putative disease resistance protein RGA3
Exons: 2
Coding region: 129-3392 (1087 amino acids)
Biological process (GO): defense response to other organism
Molecular function (GO): ADP binding; protein binding
Source: RefSeq, a predicted model, not a curated record
UACGCAAUCCGAUGAUUUGCUUCGGACACGUAUAGCAGCACUGAGCCAUUUGGUGCAGGGUCACCACCAAAUUCGCGGCGAUUUCUCACCCAUCCGGAGGGAGAGAGAAGAGAGGGGAGAGAGAAUCAAUGGCGGAUGCAGUUGCCUCCGUUCUUGUUCAGCUGAUCUUUGAAAGGGUCUCUUCCUCCAUCUCACAAUCCGUUGGAUUAAUGAAGAGCGUUGAGAAAGAGCUGAUAAAGCUCUCGACCACGCUCUCCAGCAUUCAAGCAGUAUUGAAAGAUGCAGAAGAGAGGCAGACCAAAGAAGAAGCUGUGAGGAUUUGGCUGACAAAGCUCAAAGACAUAGCGUAUGAUGCUGAAGACCUCCUCGACGAGUUCAUAUUCAAAGCCAAACGAUCCAAUCCCGACGGAGAUACCCAGGUUUGCAAAUUCCUGUCCUGUUUUUCCUCCACGGAUGUUGUUUUCCGAUAUAAGAUGGGGUAUAGGAUAAUGGAGAUUAGGGAGAGAUUAGAUGAGAUUUCUAGAGAUUGUGAUGUUUUUAGGUUGAGAGCAGGGGAUGGAGAUGGGUUUGUCAGGAUUCGAGAUGGGCAGCGGACUACUAGCUCUUUGAUGAAUGGGGCAGAUGUUUUUGGUAGAGAAGACGAUAGGCAGAAGAUGUUUGAUUUGUUGGUGUUCGAUGAAUGUAGCGGCAGGGAUGGUAUUUCUGUUGUUUGUAUUGUAGGUAUGGCGGGUAUUGGGAAAACCAGCCUUGUGAGGCUGUUGUACAAUGAUGAGAGGGUGAAGGAGCAUUUCGAGCUGAGGAUGUGGGUCUGCGUGUCGGAGGAUUUUGAUGUGAGGAGGGUGACAAGGGCGAUUGUAGAAUCAGCUGCUGAGAAGAGUCCAGAGGCCACAGAGCUCGAUCCACUACAGCGCUCUCUUGAGAAGAUUUUGUAUGGGAGAAGAUUCUUACUGGUGUUAGACGAUGUGUGGAGCGAGAGCAGUGCUGAUUGGGACAUGCUACGGGCCCCUUUUCGUGCUGGGGCCUGGGGAAGUAAAAUCAUCGUAACUACUCGAAGCGAGAGAGUCUCAUCAAUCAUGGGCACCGUCCCUUCUUACCAUUUGGACACUUUGUCUGAUGAUGAUUGUUGGUUGUUGUUUAGGCAAUGUGUGCUUGCAGAGGGGAGUUUGGAUGUGCCUGAAAAUCUGGAAGCAAUUGGUAAGGAAAUAGUGAAAAAGUGCAGAGGUUUGCCUUUGGCAGUGAAGACACUCGCAGGUCUCUUGCGUUGCAAAGUCGAUGAAAAUGAGUGGAAUAUUGUGUUGAAUAGCGAAAUAUGGGAUUUACCCGCGUACAGUAACGACAUCUUGCCAGCUCUAAGUCUUAGCUAUCAUCAUCUCCCUGCCUAUCUGAAACCAUGCUUUGCAUAUUGCUCUAUUUUUCCAAAAGAUUAUGACUUCGGAAAGGAUAAACUGGUACAGUUAUGGAUGGCAGAAGGAUUCCUUCUGACUCAAGGGAGGAAACAAAUGGAAGAUAUAGGCGGUUGGUAUUUCGAUGAUUUGUUGUCAAGGUCCUUCUUUCAGUACUCUCAUAACAAUUGGGAAGACCAGUCCGUAUACAAGAUGCACGACCUCAUUCAUGAUCUAGCACAGUCUAUUUCGGGUGACGAGUGUUUUAGAAUGGAGGAUCAGGGACCGUUUAAUAUCUCUGAAAGGGCCCGCCAUUCGUCAUUGCUUUGUGAUGUUAACAAGCCAUUUAACUUUGAUGCUUUUUAUAAAUCUAAAGGCCUGCGCACAUUAUUGUUUCUUGUUGUGGGGGGAUAUCUCCCUCACACUAUUAACUUGCAAGUCACAAUCCCUCGCGAUAUGUUCACGAAGUUAAGAUGCCUGCGGGUGUUAGAUUUGAGCAACAGUAACAUUGUGGAGUUGCCCAAUUCUAUUGGUAGUUUGAAACAUCUGCGCUACCUCAAUCUCUCUCGGGGUCGUUUCAAAAGGUUGCCUGAAUCAAUUGGCCACCUUUACAAUUUACAGACCUUGGAACUCAUGAACUGCUCUGAGCUCUAUGAGUUACCCAAAGGCAUUGUGAAACUCAUGAAGCUACGCCAUCUUGGUAUGCAUACAAGAAUGAUGAACUCUAGCCCUCGAUUGGUAUCCAUGCCACCGGGAAUUGGGAAACUAGCCGAUCUUCGAACACUGUCCUUAUUUGUUGUGGGCAAGGAGAGUGGAAGUGGGAUACGAGAGUUAAAGAACAUGAUGAAUCUUAGAGGUUCCAUUUGUAUUUCAAAACUCGAGAAUGCAAGCACCGCCAAGGAGGCUGAUUUGAAGAGUAAGCAACACCUUCAUGAGUUGGAGUUGCAAUGGAGUCUGGACUACCUUGUUGAUGACGUGCAAGCCGAGGAGGUACUAGAAGGCCUCCAACCGCACAUCAACCUCAAAAUGCUUAGCAUAUUUCAGUAUGAGGGGACUAAAUUUCCGAGUUGGGUGGGGAAUCCUUCAUUUUCCAAACUCCAAACAAUUAACAUCUUCAAUUCUACAAAGUGUGAAUGCCUCCCUCCUCUUGGGCAGCUAGUUGUUCUUAAGGAUCUGUACAUACGUGGAAUGCAUGCGGUUAAAAAGGUGGGUGUGGAGUUUUGUGGUGCUGGCAAUGUGAGCAUGUUUCCUUCACUAGAAACACUAGAGCUUAUGGACAUGCCUAAUUUGGAUGAGUGGACCGGCGUGGAGGAACGUGACUUCCCUUGCCUCCAAGAACUUGACGUUAUAGAUUGCCCCAAGUUGAAAGCAUUCCCUUAUCUCCCUCCUACCCUAAGAAAUUUGUCAAUUUCAAAUUGUGAGGGAUUAACUGCUCUUCCCAGGCUCCCUUCUCUUUCUAGUUUGGAAUUGAAUGGAUGUGAUGAAGCAAUAUUUAGGGAAUUGUCGUUCCUUACCUCUCUUUCUUCCUUGAGUAUUUCCGGGUUUCAAAAUCUAAAGUCCUUGCCCAGUGGGUUAUUACAGUCCCUAAUUACUCUCAAGAAGUUGUACAUUGCCAAUUUCCAUGAGCUCAUGACACUCCAAGAGGCCGAUUUGAAAGGCCUCACUUCUCUCGAAAGUUUGGUAAUUUCUCAUUGUCCCCAACUCACAAGCUUGCCAAAUGAAGGGCUGCCAGCCACACUUAAAUCUAUUCAUUUCAAUCAGCUUGAUAAUCUCAAGACCCUGCCCAAGAAGCUGCAAAACCUUGUUUCUCUCCAAAAAUUCGAAAUUUGGCAUUGUACACAACUCCAGUCUUUGCCAGAGGAGGGUCUGCCGAUGGCGCUUCAAAAUUUUCAUGUUCUCGACUGUCCCUUACUGAAGGAACGGUGCCAGAGGGAGGCAGGUGAAGAUUGGACGAAGAUAGAACACAUCCCGUACAUAGAAAUUGAUGGGCUAUGGAUUUCUCCAAGUUGAAGAACAUGUUUUUGGCGUUUUCCGAGAAGUGGAGGCUUAUUUCAUAUGAGUGUAGGGAUAAUAAUACAUGUGAACAUUCACAUGCUUCGUAUCAGCAGCUGCUACGGCUUAUCGAAGAAGUGGGGUUGUUUGCCACUUCCAUCGGUUGCGAGGGACAUCACCUUAUUGCAUAAUUAUUGAUCUCAACCAUUAAUUGUAAUUACAUUUUACUGAAGAACUUAUUCUAGAUGAACGGACUAGUUGUUUCAUGUGGUUUGCAAAAUCCUAUGUUGCAAUGAGUUGUGGGAAGACGUGCAGCUCAUUAGCAGAACCGUCGAUACAUCGAGGAUGACAAAUCGUGGCACCUCAGCAGUCUUUGUGCUUUUCUUUUUUUUUUCUUUUUCUUUUUUUUUUGCGUAAGGUAAUUUCCUUUAUAUGAUAUUUGAAAUGAUUGAUUUAUUUAUAUCUUGCAGUUAUCUGAGAAGAAUUACAGGGUCAUAAACGUUCCUCACAAUUAGGGUUGGCAAUGGGCUGUCCAGCCCAGCCCAGACUGGACAGUGGAAGCCCGGCCUUAUAGGGCCAAGGCCUAGGCCCCUAAACUUGGCAUGUGAGCCUGGACUUCGGCCAAUGAUAAAUGGCCUAGACUCGGACAAUGUGUCGUCCUAGUCAUUAUGUGGGCCACUGUUAUUGACAGCUUAACAUUUGAUAAUAGUUCUCAGUGAAUGAGUUGGACCUGUUCUUUGAUUUUUGGCUAAAUUACAUCUGUUGCUUGUUUUCUUUCGUUGGGUUCCUUUUCAGUGAACAAGUCUGGGAAGUCAAAGAUGUCAGUUGCUGUUGGUUCGGAAUGAAAAGAGUUGAUAUGAUAUUUAUAGCUGAUACAUGUGCUUAGGCAGUGAGGUUGUGUAUGGAGACACUACUGGAUCAUAUUCUGAUAAUUAGUUCAAUAGAGAAGAAAUGAUGAAUUUGUUGUUACACCAAUAUCAUUUGAAAAUGACAUAAUUGAAAUUUAGGGCUUGAUUAUUUAUUCAUGAGUACCUAAUAGCUUUGCAA